AUGGUAAAUAAACCGAUGCCUGCUCUGUUUAGGAAACCCUUCAGAGUGGCUGGUUUAACACUCCACAGGGGUCUACUGUUAAUGCUUGUGUUUGUAGGGCGUGUUUUAACCUGCCCCAAAAGCUGCCACUGCGCAGAGAAAAAUGGCAUGAUAGCUGUGCAUUGUGCCUCCCGUAACCUGGAAGAAAUCCCUACCGACCUGCCAGGAGAUACUGUGUCUUUGUUCUUGGACUCGAACAGAAUCACCAAAAUACCAAACAAUGCCUUCAAAGAUCUGAGCCAUCUCCAGGAGCUGGACUUGUCAAAGAACUCCAUCGAGAUCAUCGACAUCGGAGCCUUCAACGGCGUGGCCGAGGGCCUCCGCUUGCUGGACCUUUCCAACAAUCACAUCCAGAGUGCACCUAAGGAGGCCUUUUCCAAACUUAAGGCAAAAAUCCGUCUCUCUAAUAACCCAUGGCACUGUGAGUGUGUCCUGCAGGAGGCUUUGCGGGAGCUGAAGCUGGAUCCAGAGACAGUCAAUGAGAUCAGCUGCCAGACCUCUGUCCAAGAGGAAUAUGCGGGCAAGCCCUUGAUCCAGGUUCUCGACUCAGGCAUUAACUUUUGCAAUUUUCACCACAAGACCACUGAUGUGGCAAUGUUUGUCACCAUGUUUGGCUGGUUCACCAUGGUCAUCUCAUAUGUGGUGUAUUACGUGAGGCAUAACCAGGAAGAUGCCAGACGGCACCUGGAGUACUUGAAGUCUCUCCCCAGCACUCAACUUACCAAGGACUUUGAUACCAUUAGCACUGUGCUGUAG
Polyodon spathula (Mississippi paddlefish) is the source of this 795-nucleotide messenger RNA. Its product is annotated as leucine-rich repeat-containing protein 3-like. Bases 1 to 795 code for a protein of 264 amino acids. The record is from RefSeq and is a predicted model, not a curated record. Lineage: Eukaryota; Metazoa; Chordata; Actinopteri; Acipenseriformes; Polyodontidae. Gene Ontology annotation, cellular component: plasma membrane. Gene Ontology annotation, molecular function: protein binding. The transcript has a single exon.